AUGAAAGUGUUUUUUUGGUCUCUCUGCUUAAGUUUCUUUAUUGGGAGCUUGGAAGCAUUAGCCGUCUCAAAGCAAGUUAAGCUUGGUGAUAUCUCCUACUAUGUUCCUGGCGUUCCAGAAUUGACCGUCGAUGUUGGAAUGAUGUCGAGCCUUUUUGGGACCCUUGAAAGCUCUUUUCUUUUCCCAUUGACUGUAUUUGGUUACUCGGGCAACCUGGAUUAUUCCACGAUUGAAUCAGUUUCCAAGAACUUUUCUUGUUCCGAUGAUGUAUACUCGGACUACUUUUUGGAGACAAUCAUGGUGCAAUCUCCAAACGUUGGAGUGGUUUCCUAUAGCAACUGCUCCCUCUCCACCCUUAAUGUGUCGACAAUCAUAUCCCUGGGCGGCUCUGCCCUGCCAAAUGGUCCAUACUUUGCUUCUUAUCUGGAUGGUCAAUUAAGCGUCUAUAAGGCGUACCGUCUCUAUGCAGACGCCUACGGCGCUUUCCAAGCGGGUAUCGUUCCUUCAGAUGAAAAUGCUGAGUCGUUUAUGGCAUUACCAGCCGGAGUUGAGGUUGCUCAUGCACAGACUAUCGCGGUUCCCUCGAAGCUAUACUAUACCGUAACCGAAGAACAGCCGCUCGCGGGGUAUCGUGUCGGAGUGAAGGAUCUAUACGAUAUCGCGGGGACCAAGACUGGUGGAGCAUCGAGAAAAUACUACGAGUUAUACGACGAGGCAGCGCUGACCUGUCCCUCUGUACAAAGGCUGAUCGAUAUGGGAGCCGUCAUAGUGGGAAAGCUCAAGUUGACUCAAUUCGCAAAUGGCGGUAACCCAACUGCAAAUUAUGUUGACUAUCAUGCUCCAUUUAACCCAAGAGGCGACGGGUACCAAUCUCCUUCUUCGUCAUCCUGUGGCUCCGGAGCCGCUGAGGCAGCUUACGAUUGGUUAGAUUUCACCGUAGGUUCAGACACCGGGUGUUCGGUGAGAUGUCCAGCUGGGUCUCAGGGUUUAUAUGGCUUAAGGCCCUCUUUUGAUGCGAUAUCGCUGGAUGGUGUCAUUCCAAUGAAUGAUCUCAUGGACACAGCGGGCUAUUUUUCAAGAGACCCUAGUCUAUUCAAGGUAUUUGGUGAGACUUGGUACGGUGAAAAUAAGAAUAUCUCGACCUCCUACACCUCUUUCCCAAAAACAGUCUACACUUUUGCGUUCGAAGAGGGAGAUUCGGACUUCAUUGAAAGUGGUGCCAGUUCAGAAGCCCUCGCUCUGUUUAACACGUUUGUUAGCAAUGUCGUUAGUUUUGUGAACGGUUCCAAUGCCAAAUUAGACAUUUACUCCAAAUAUGAACAAGAUACGGGCAGUAGUUUAGCCAACGUCUUCAACAAUACGUGGUACGGACUUGCUGGAUUCUACCAAUAUGUAAACAUUUGGGAGCGGUUCUCAAAAGAUUACCAAGAAGCUAGCAAUGGUGAUAUUCCCUUCAUGGAUCCUAUCCCAAAGUUUAGAUGGGAGUGGGCCUACAAUAAUCUCACCCAAGAUGGUUACGAUCGCUGCGUCGAACAAAAGUGGCAGUUUGACGACUGGUGGAAUGCUAAUGUGACUUCUACGAACCCGCAAACGUGCUCAAGCUCACUGUACAUCUUCCUGUCAAACGACGGUUCAACUGCUUAUAGAAACGUUUACAACUCCGCUCCCAAUGCCGAUGGUUUUUCUGCCUUUUCUGAAAUGUAUAUUUCCUCUUUUGCACGUACUCCGGAGGCCAUUGUCCCACUUGGCGAGGUCGCCUAUAACUCGACUAUCACAUUGACAGAAAAAUACCUGCCCGUUACAGCGGCCAUUGGAGCAGCGCCCGGUUGCGACUUUAUGGUCCUCGAUUUAAUCGAGCAGAUGGGAAGAGCCAACCUUAUUGGCGGGGUCGCCACAGGUCAAAAGUUGUUUCCAUAA
This is a messenger RNA of Zygosaccharomyces rouxii, 1917 nucleotides long. RefSeq lists its product as uncharacterized. The transcript has a single exon. The record is from RefSeq and is a predicted model, not a curated record. The coding region runs from base 1 to 1917 and encodes 638 amino acids. NCBI's taxonomy places the organism in Eukaryota, Fungi, Ascomycota, Saccharomycetes, Saccharomycetales, Saccharomycetaceae.